AUGCGUUCAUUUAUUUCUCUAUCGGCCUUUCUUACUUUCCUUUGCAUUGGCGUGGCGAAUAUAAAUGUCGCUGCCGCCGACAGCGGCAGCUCCUCAAAAUGCCAGGCGCAGAAUAUUCUCGAUGCUUGCCUGAAAUCCACCAAUCUCCUUCUUUCAACCUGCGCCGUGCAAGAUUGGAUCUGCCUCUGUGACAAAUAUACCGCUAUCCUGACCUGCUACAACAAUUGUCCCCAGGACCCAGGCCGGUUCGGCGUAGACUCCGCAAAAGUCGCGAACUGCAACGCUGCGGAUACUCUCCGAACAACCACUCCUGUAUCGACCCUAAAACCUACUGCGACGAAAAAUACGGGUGCCGCCUCCCAAACUUCGGGGGAGAGCACUGCUACCGGCACGGGAGCGCGCAGUUCAGCUUCAGCCACAGGGAAUGCGGCGGCAGGGAUGGUGGUUGUUGGUGGUGAGAUGGGAAUGGGAGGACUCGUUUGGAUGUUGCUUGCGGGGAUUGGGUAUUUGAUGUGA
Molecule: messenger RNA, 516 nt
Organism: Histoplasma capsulatum G186AR
Lineage: Eukaryota; Fungi; Ascomycota; Eurotiomycetes; Onygenales; Ajellomycetaceae
Exons: 3
Coding region: 1-516 (171 amino acids)
Source: RefSeq, a predicted model, not a curated record